UAGCCUCUGAGCUGUUUUGAGAUCGAUCUUUUUUGACUAGGUGUCGUUAGUGUGGAAUCACUUUUGUUUUUCGAUCUCUUAAAGUCAGCACUCAACACAAGAGCCGUAUUGUUUAGGCUGAGAGCCAGGCUUCAAAAUGGACAGAUAUGAUUUAAGUGGCAAACGUGCAGCCUUGAUAAUGUGCGGUGGGGGUAGACCGGGCUCUGAGUAUGACGUUAAAAGAAUAAAGGAGUUCUGCAAACAGAAUAAGUUUCCUGAAUCUAGUUAUAGGGUUGAAUGCAAAACCAAAGAGGACGUAACUGAUGCACUGAAGUCAUUUCGAGACAACCUGAGCGGUGACGUCAGUUGCCUCGCAAUGUUUAUCAUGGCCCAUGGUGCACUUGGACACAUUGAAGUCAAUGAUGAAGAGGUUCUGGAUCUAGAGGAAAUCUACCAGAUGUUUAACAACAGCCAGUGUCCAGCCCUCCGUGAGAAACCAAAGCUCUUCGUUGUGCAAGCCUGUAGGGGAGUGAAGGAACGUCCUAAAGACCCUUACACAGAUGGAGGUAGAUCUUCUGGUGCGUUCUCAAAAAGGUUGCUUCCCACCGAGUCUGACUCCAUGGAAGUGUAUGCAGUACCUCCAGGAAAACUUGCCAUCAGACACCCGGACAGAGGAUGCCCAUUGUUUGAAGAGAUGCACAAAGUGUUUACUAAGGAUUCAGUCGUUAACCAUGAUGUGUAUGAACUCUUCACAGAGGUGAACCGACGGCUGGGUCAAAGGAAGGAUGGUAGAAAGGACGGAUACGAACAUGAUGAUUUCAUGGCAACAUUAGGAGACAUCAAGAGAAACACAUCGCCAGUAGAAUCAUCUGAUGAUAUAGGGCGCUCUCUUCAAAUCGUGACCAAUCUGACCAAAAAGUUGUACCUCUGAUAGGGAGAUGGGAGGAGGAGGGAGAAGGCUAUAGGCACCCUUUGAAUACAGUAUACUUUGGUUCAAAGGGACAUUCACUUUUGAAUGGCAAGAUUGCUGCCUUCACUCUGAUCAGGAUAUAUUAAUAGUUUAAGCCACUAAGAGUGAAAUAUUGAAAAUAAUGGACCUGGGCCCGGUUUCCCAAAAAGCAUCUUAAGGCUUUGUUUACCUUAAGCCGUAUUCACAUUGGCAGUUUAAAGUGACUUUCUAUCUUCCUAGAUCUUUUCUCCAUCUUGGCAGUGCCAUUAAUCACCAUAGCGAUAAAGGCCACAAAGUCCACCUUCUUAACCUUUAAAAUGUCAGGAUCAUCUUGGUGCAACCCCUGCAGCUUGUAUUGAAGGCCUAUCCAUCACCAUGGACUCUUCAGGAGCACCAUUCAAACCCUCAACCCUUUGAACCGCUGCUGCAUAGGAAAUGCUCUGUACAACCCUAACUUUGGCAACCUCCUUUUCUUUCACCCUUGUCGGGCAUUCAAAAGACGUGGCUUCAUGGUUCCCACGACAAUUGCAACAUUUCACUUUUUCAUCACUUUUAUAUAACACAUUAAAUGAUAUUUUCCACAACUUGGACAUCUCGGGUUUCUCCCGUAUGCAAACCCUUGACACAUGACCAAAAGCUUUACAGUGAACACAUUGCAUUGGUCUUGGGAUAAAUGCUCUGACUUUGUAGUUUAAUAUACCCCAACUGCACUUGAGUAGGGAGAGACUCCAUAUCAAAAAACAAAAGAACAGAUAAACUCUUCACUUUUUCAUCAUUCACCACUCGAUUUAUCAAACGUGCAUCCCCCCUUGAGGGGUGCCGUGUUCCGAAGAGACACACACACGACACUUCAAACUUUUAAAAAUCGGGAGAGCCGCAACACACGUUCCUUCUGAUCCGCAGAAGUACCGUAAAAUCACAACAAACCCGCCUCUCUCGUGAUCCUCACAUCCUCCUUCACUUUACCCAUCACUAGCUCCGCCAGUUUGGAUAGCUGAAAUGGAUUCUUCAAGAUUGGUAUUUCAAUAAGCUGCUCCUCAUUAACACGCCUUACAAGAUAUAAAGGGACAUUCUCUUUACUGUACUCUACUUUGCUCCUUUUUCCAUUAUGUUGAACAAUACUCCAAUCCUCCUUGAUUCUACCGCCAUUAGAUUCACAAUCCAGUUCAUCGUCCGCCUCCGCCAUCUUUUCCCUGUCACGUCCCAUUGCUGAGUUGCUAGCUAGCUGACGUCCUAGUUAGCUGCCUCUCUUCCCGAGUUCCUGGUUCGCUCGAAAUGAUUGAAUAACAUGUAUGUGUACAUUAAUUUUGCCACGUUUAAUUAUCCUAAGCAGCUACGUUAAUUCUCCUAACCUGCUACGUUAAUUCUCCUAAACAGCUACGUUAAUUCUCCUAACCUGUGUGG
This is a messenger RNA of Coregonus clupeaformis (lake whitefish), 2332 nucleotides long. Its product is annotated as caspase-14-like. Gene Ontology annotation, cellular component: cytoplasm. Gene Ontology annotation, biological process: proteolysis. The coding region runs from base 137 to 910 and encodes 257 amino acids. The transcript has 5 exons. NCBI's taxonomy places the organism in Eukaryota, Metazoa, Chordata, Actinopteri, Salmoniformes, Salmonidae. The record is from RefSeq and is a predicted model, not a curated record.